AUGGCAAGAACAAGAACUAGUGUUGGAACCAACGGCGGCCGUGGAAGAGGCCGUGGUGAAAACGAAGACUCUGGUCAAGGUCGUGGUAUUGGUCGAGGAACUGGACGGAGUGGAAGCCGUGGUAUUGGUCGUGGCACUGGACCUGAGGUAGUUCAAGGUGUUGGUCGCGGCGUAGGUCGUGGAAAUGAACAAGCUGGAGGUCGAAGUACUGGUCGUGGCGUAGGUCGUGGUGCAGGCCGCGGUGGCGACCGAGGUAGUGGUCGUGGAUGCGGUCGUGGUGAAGCUGAAAAUGAAACCACUAAUGAACAAGCUGGAAUGCAACCAGACCCAGCCAUGAUUGCCAUGAUCACCCAAGUGGUUAAUACUAUACUCGCACAAAAUGCUCAGAGUGCACAAAAUGCAGAGAAUGAAGAUGCUCAGUAUGAGGACGCUGAGGAUGAUCAGGAUGGUGAAUAUUAUGAAGACGUUGAUCAAGGAAUUCGACUUGGGAAUGUGCCAAGGGGACUUAGAAGUGGUGUCAGGGCUUGUACUUGCAAAAUCUUUAAGGAUUGUGGUGUGCAAGAGUAUGAUGGCUCCAAUACAUUCUUGGUGGACUGA
Erigeron canadensis is the source of this 597-nucleotide messenger RNA. RefSeq names its product putative per-hexamer repeat protein 5. NCBI's taxonomy places the organism in Eukaryota, Viridiplantae, Streptophyta, Magnoliopsida, Asterales, Asteraceae. The coding region runs from base 1 to 597 and encodes 198 amino acids. The record is from RefSeq and is a predicted model, not a curated record. The transcript has 2 exons.